Messenger RNA from Labrus bergylta (ballan wrasse), 1262 nucleotides. RefSeq names its product glutathione peroxidase 8 (putative) (gene gpx8). Gene Ontology annotation, molecular function: glutathione peroxidase activity. The record is from RefSeq and is a predicted model, not a curated record. Lineage: Eukaryota; Metazoa; Chordata; Actinopteri; Labriformes; Labridae. Gene Ontology annotation, biological process: response to oxidative stress.
CCGCCCCGAAAAACGUCUUGGCUGGAGCCUCCGUUCUUCGUUCUUCCCCCUCCAAGAUGGAGGCCUUAGGGGGCUACCCGGCCAAGUCCUCUAACCCAAAAGCGAAGAAGUUGACGGUCCUGCUCAGCAUGACAGUCGGCGUGGGUUGUUUGUUCCUCCUGCAGACGCAGCUGGUGAAGCCCAGAAAACCUCAGGAUUUUUAUUCGUUCGAGGUCAAAGACGCGAAGGGGAGAACGGUUCCUUUGGGGAAGUACCGAGGAAAAGCGUCUUUGGUUGUAAACGUGGCGAGUCACUGCGAGCACACGGAGACGAACUACAGGUCUCUGCAGGAGCUCCACAGGGAACUGGGCACCUCUCACUUUAACGUUCUGGCCUUUCCCUGCGGUCAGUUCGGGGACACGGAGACCGGGACCAGCCGAGACAUCGAGGCUUUCGCCAAGUCCACCUACGGCGUUACUUUCCCUUUCUUCAGCAGGAUCAAAAUAAUGGGCUCAGAGGCAGACCCUGCCUUCAGGUUCCUCACAGAUUCUGUGCAGAAACUCCCCAAGUGGAACUUCUGGAAGUUUCUGGUGAACCCAGAAGGGAAAGUGGUCCGCUUCUGGCGAACAGAUGAGUCCAUGGAGAGCGUCAGGCAAGAGGUGGCGACGUUGGUGCGAGAAAUCAUCCUGAAGAAGCGGCAGGAGCUUUGAUGGAAAGCUUACAUCAACACAUACUGAACACAAAUCUAUGUGGUGUCCGUGUUUCCAGCAGAGGACUGACUGAACUCUGAACUGUUACAGUGAGUGUGGUCAGGAGAUGUCUCGCUCCAGGAACAGGCAGGAUUAAAAAAAAAAAAAAAAGAUCCAGUAGUUUUAGCCUUCAAGUCAAUGAACAGUCACUCACAGCUAGUCACCAUGUGUGAGUCUGUGUUUGCAUGUGAAAGGGGAUCAUCCUGAGGUUGACAAUCAUUGAUGAACAUUCCUGACAAAGACCACUGCUGCAGCUGAAGGAUUGUUAAGCCAUCAAAGUGGAUUUUUAUAAAUGUUCAGUUAGAAUUGAGUCUCUCCUUCAUACCAACUCUUUAUAAUGUUUACAUCACAAAUAUUUCUUAAGGAGUAGUAUUAGAUUUUGUCCUGUUUUCACUGAUUUGAGCCCAGGAAACUUUCCAUCCUACAUUAAAACAAGUUUGUUGAUUUAUACUGUUUUCUUUUCUGUAAUAAAUUACUUAAAUGCAUUAAUUGAUUAUCAAAACCUGUCGGGAGCAAUUAAACAGCUGACAACUA